GCUCUCCGGCACACCCACAAACAGCCCGGCCCCAGGAGUCGGUCUGCAUUCCUGCAGACGACUACUGCUGGGUGCUGCCCCCCGCCCCACACUUGGAAGAGCUGGAAAGCGGUGCCCGCAGGUGCCGGACUCCAGCCAUGCUGGCGCUGCUGUGUGUCUCCUUGUUCCUGGUGGCCUGUGCCUCGGACGCCAGCCUGAGCACGGAGGAGCAGAUCCGCGACAUGUACGCCAAAGUGACGGAGAUCUGGCAGGAGGUGACAGGGGGGCGGGCGGCGGACGAUGGCCAGGACCCCACACUCCACGCCAUGUGCCAGGUGCAGCCAUCGGCCUCCCUGGACGCGGAGCAGCCGCAGGUCACCGGCUUCGUGCUCUUCCGGCAGCUGGCGCCGGGCGCCCGGCUGGAGGCCUUCUUCAACCUGGAGGGCUUCCCGCCCGAGCCCAAUGGCACCAAACGCGCCAUCCACGUGCACCAGUUCGGGGACCUGAGCCAGGGCUGUGGGUCCACCGGGCCGCACUACAAUCCCCUGGGGGUGCAGCACCCUCAGCACCCGGGCGACUUCGGCAACUUCGCCGUGCGGGACGGCAGCCUCUGGAAGUACCGCUCCGGCCUCGUCGCCUCGCUCAGCGGCCCGCACUCGAUCGUGGGCCGAGCGGUGGUAGUGCACGAGGGCGAGGACGACCUGGGCCGCGGGGGCAACCUGGCCAGCCUGGAGAACGGCAACGCAGGCCGCCGGCUCGCCUGCUGCGUGGUGGGCCUGUGUGGGCCUGAGCCCUGGGCGCGCCUGGUGCAGGAGCGCAGGAAGCGGCGGCGGGACAGUGAGUGCAAGACGGCCUGAUGGUGCCCCACCCGGGGCGCGGCGGAGAGCUCCUGCGCGCCCCAGACCCUCUCUAUGCCCUGACCCCCCUUCUGGAGCCCCGGAUCCUUUCCAUGUGCCUCAGGACCCCUUCCACACCCUGAAGCUCCUCCAAGCGCACUGAGAUCCCCUCCGUGUGCCCCAAGACCCUGCCCCCACCUUGACUUUCUCCCUCUGCUCCCAGAGACACCUUCUAUCCUCUGGUCCCACUUCCACCAUAGCUGAGGUCUCCCCAGAAGUCCCCUGUACCCUGAGUUCUCCAAACAGGUAUGCCGAGACACCCCCGGCAUCCAGAGGGCAGUCCCACCCUCAGAACACAGUCCCCCUCCCCCAGUUCUGAGAACCCCCAGAGGUACACCCCUCCAUCUAACACAUACCCCACCUUCCUUGAAGGUCUCCUAGACUCUUAAGGCCCCUUUCUACCCUGACACCCCUACCCUCACCCCAUGAACCCUGAGACACCUCUUUGCCUUAAGGGCUCGCCCAACACCCCACCCCUUACAUUCCUCCUAUGCUCUCCUGGACCCCGCCUGAGGUUGCCCAGGAUCCCGGCCUCCCCGCCCACCACCAGCAUGUGGCCCUGCCAGCACAUGCCCGAGUUUUCAGCUGCUUUUGGCACCCUGCCACCCUGCAGAGAGCAGAUACCCUUUGGGGCUGUUUGCCAAUCUUCACGUUGCACAUUAAAAACUCAGCAGCUCAGUAUUGC
Messenger RNA from Phyllostomus discolor (pale spear-nosed bat), 1560 nucleotides. It is a transcript of the gene SOD3, whose product is annotated as superoxide dismutase 3. NCBI's taxonomy places the organism in Eukaryota, Metazoa, Chordata, Mammalia, Chiroptera, Phyllostomidae. Gene Ontology annotation, biological process: removal of superoxide radicals. Bases 138 to 836 code for a protein of 232 amino acids. The record is from RefSeq and is a predicted model, not a curated record. The transcript has 2 exons. Gene Ontology annotation, molecular function: superoxide dismutase activity; copper ion binding.